CCAAAAUUGUAUUGCUGUGCAAGGAGGACUUGCACUACAAUUCUGGAGUCCGAAAACGUUUACAAAAGGUAACAGGAUUUCAAGAGCCAAAACACCUCGCUGAAUUGUGGAAUUAAAGUAGGAAUUCAGGAUGUCUGCAGGAAGAGACACCACAGGGCAGGGGGAAGACGACUUGCCACCUGGUGCAGUGGCAAUCAAAAAGAGAUCCAGGGUGCCAGGUGUUAUGAUCACACAGUAUGUAGAGAACCUUCCACCUGGAAAAACUACCCCAGAUUUCACCAGAAAACCUACCGCCAUGACCGCCCAGGAAGGUAAGAAGGCCUUCUUUAAAGCAGUAGUGACAGGAGAACCAGCACCCACUGUAACUUGGGCACGCAACAAAGGAGAAACUUCUGACCCUGAGAAAUAUAAGACACGAUAUGAUGAAAAGACUGGAGAAUAUAUUUUAGAGGUCCUAAAUGUGACUGUAGACCAUGCAGACACAUACAAAUGCUUUGCUACAAAUCCAUUUGGAAGAGCCGUUUCUACAGCUACGCUGAACGUUAUCGAGGUUGGAUUCAAGAAGAAGAAGCCUGGUGCACAGAAUGACCCUGAAGACUUCAGAAAGAUGCUGAAGAAAACUGUAAUUGUGAAGAAGAGGAAAGAAAAACCGAAGAAAGAGGGAGAGAUUGACCCAAAGUUCUGGGAGGUGUUGCUGAGUGCCCAGAAGAAGGACUACGAGCGAAUCUGUCGUGAAUUUGGAAUCACUAAUUAUCGCUGGAUGUUGAAGAAACUUAACAGUAUGAAGAAGGAACAAGAAGAAGAACAAGCAAAGGUUGUUGAAAAUGUUGAAAACCUGAAACAAAUUGAGGUGAAAACAAGUGGAAACGCUGAAUUUGAAAUUGACAUGAAGGUCAAGGAUCCCAACAGCAAAGUUUUUCUCUACAAGGAUGGUGAAAUGCUUGACUAUGGUGAUGGCACUGAUAAGUCUUCCAAACACAAUAUGAAGAAAGCUGGUGAUAAAUAUACAUUCAGCGUCAAUAAUGUUGGUCCAGAGGAUGCUGGCUUAUAUCAGGUGGAUGUUGACGAUGUCAACAUCUUCUCAACUGGUCUUGAAAUUCCUGAUGUGGAAUUUGAUGGCAUGUUGAAAGACGUUAAGGUCAUUGAAGGACAGGAUGCUACAUUUGAGUGUGUCUUAUCUGGUCCUGUGACAAAAAUCACAUGGUGUGCAAACGAUGCCUCUGUUGAGGCUGGUGAUAAAUAUAACAUCACAGUGUCAGAGGACAUGCUCACUCACAGAUUAGUAGUGAAGAACUGCCAACCAGAAGACAAGGGCAUCUACACAGCCAUCGCUGGCAUUAAGUUAAGCAAAGCCUCCCUGAAUGUUAAAGAUGAUCCAAAUGCCCGUGGGAAAGGCCAGAGUGGUGUGGAUGAUGCUAACAGCGUGGCUGAAGAACAGGCCAGGCUGCAGAAGGAAAGAGAUGAGGCAACCAGAAGGGGCCAAGCUAAAAAGGACGCUGCUUUGGCUGGUGGAUCUAGUUUAAGAGAUGGGUUUGGAGGAGAUGGAAUCAGUGAAGACAGAAGUAGGCGGACUGGAGAAGGAGAUGGAGAUGGUUCAGGAAGAGAUGGAUUAGGAAAAGAUGGUUUAGGAAAAGGAGGAGCGGGAGAUGGUUCCAGAAAAGAUGGCUUAGGAAAAGGUGUAUCAGCAAGUGACGGAACAGGGAAAGGAGGAUUAGCAGCAAAUGAGUCAGGAAAAGAUGGUUUGGGAGGAGAUGGAAGAGGUGGAGCAGGAACAAGUGGAGACGGGUCAGGUGGUGCUGGGACAGGAGAUGCUAAGCAUAAGAAGCGCAUCAGAGAUGGCCCACUGGUCCCUGACACUAUAACAGAACCUGGAGUCCACUUUCUCAGUGGAUUAUCAGACUCCACUGCCAAUAUUGGAGAGUCUGCAGAAUUGACCUGUAAGCUUAGCAGUAAGGACUGUGUUGGAAUUUGGUACAAAGAUGGUAAAAAGCUGGAAUCUAUAGAUGGCAUUACUAUUGUAAAAGAUGGAGCCACUCAUAGACUAAUCAUAAAGAACUGUAAGGAGGAAAAUACAGGCACAUAUAAAUUUGAAGCCGAUGGACGUAAAUCAGAGGCAAUGUUGCGCAUUGAAGAUCCACCAAAAAUCAAUGCAGAUGCCUUGGGUAAAUUCUCAGAACCUAUCAUUAUAAAAGCUGGUGAAAAUGCUAUUUUCAAGCUUCCAUUCUCGGGUAAAGAACCAAUGAAAGUGCAGUGGUUCAAAGAUGAAGAGGAGCUUUUACAUGGACCCAAUGCCAAGAUAGAGAGUUCCUCAACUCACAGUCGGCUAUUUCUCACCAAGUGCCAGCGUAAAGACACUGGAGAAGUCAAAAUUAAAAUCAAGAAUGAAUUUGCCGCCAUAGAGGCAACAUCAAAACUCAUUGUCCUCGACAAACCCGCUCCACCGCAAGGGCCUGUAGAAGUGGUGGAGAGUUCAUUGUCUGCUAUCGAGUUUAAAUGGAGGCCACCAAAAGAUGAUGGUGGGUGUCCUGUGACCAAUUACUACCUGGAGCGCCAGCAGCUGGGGCGUAACACCUGGACUAAAAUUGGAGACAUCCCUGGACAGCCAACCUACAGAGAUACAGACAUAGACCGUGGCAGGAAGUACUCUUACAGGAUCAGGGCCAAGAACUCAGAAGGCAUAAGUGGCUUGAUGGAAACUGAUGACAUCGCAGCUGGCACACUGGCCUUCCCUGGCCAGCCUGCUUGUCCAAAGGUGGUCAGCGCCUUCAAGGACUGCAUUAAUCUCUCAUGGCUCACACCCUCAAAUACAGGAGGAGGCAGUAUUAUAGGCUACAAUGUGGAGAAACGCAAGAAGGGCAGCAAUCUGUGGAGUCAAGUGAAUCCUCCAGAUGAACCAAUCAGAGAGAAAAAGUAUGCAGUGAAAGAUGUAAUGGAGGGAGGUGAGUAUGAAUUCAGAGUGGUUGCGAUCAACACAUGCGGUCCCGGAGAACCAAGUGGCCCCUCUGACUGUGUGUUCGCCAGAGACCCUCAGAAGCCUCCUGGGAAGGUCAAAGAUCUCAAAGUAACUGACUCUAGUUACACCACACUGUGUCUGGCUUGGACCAAACCAAAAGCAAUGAACGGAGAGGAAGAUGAAGCAAAAGGCUACUUUGUGGAAAUCAGACCCACAGACCAGCUGGAGUGGAACCGCUGUAAUGUCAGCGCUGUCGUCCAGACGUCCUUCACUGUGGUAGGUUUGAAGGCUUUAGCUGCGUACUGGGUGAGGGUGAUCGCCACCAAUGAGGGAGGAGAGGGACUUCCACGAGGGUUUGAUAACUACGUCAUUGCCAUGCCUCCACCUGUAAAACCGAAAUUCACUGACCGUAAGAUGAAAAGUUUCAUUGUUGUGAAGGCUGGAAACACAGUGCGGGUUAACAUACGCUUUGAGGCUUCUCCUUUGCCAGACAUCACUUGGCUAAAAGAUGGUGUGCCUGUGGCCAAACAUGUAACAAUUACGAAUUCUGAUAAAGGUUCUCAGCUGUUGAUUCCAUCAUCUGAACACUCUGAUACCGGCAUCUACACCAUUGUUGUGAAGAAUAUGGUGGGUCAGGACACCUUCAAUGUUGAAAUCAGAGUUACAGAUGAGCCCAUGCCUCCAGGUCCAGUGCAACUUGUGCAGAAUGUGGAGGGCACAGUGACUCUCAUGUGGACUCCGUCUCCUGAUGAGAAACGAGAUGACCGGCUCCACUAUAUGGUGUUGAAGCGGGACUCUGUCAAGCGUACCUGGCGGACAGUAGCAGACCACCUCUUCAACCAUAAAUUUACUGCUGUUAACAUCAUGCAGGGGAGAGAGUAUAACUUCCGUGUGUUUGCUAAGAAUGAUAUGGGGCUCUCUGAACCAUCUGAGUCUCCAGUGUGGGGAACUAUCAAAAAGAAAGGGAAAUUUGUAGUAAACCUGCCAGAGCCAAAGAUCCUGGACUUCCGGUCAGCCCCAAAGUUUAUUGUCCCUCUGAAACUACAUGCAGCUCCAAAGGGCUAUGAGUGCUACAUGAGCUGUGCUGUGAGUGGUGACCCUACACCCCACGUCACCUGGUACCGCAACAACGUCAGCCUCAACACAAACACCAACUACUACAUCACCAACACAUGUGGUGUCUGUUCCAUGCUCAUCCUGAUGGUGGGGCCCAAGGACACAGGAGAAUACAGAGUUGUGGCAGAGAACCCACUGGGCAAGGCUGAGUGUUCCACCCAGCUCACAGUCAGAGAGUAGAGGAAGUCAAACAAUAAAAGAAGACAAGGAAAUGGAUCAAAUCUACAGCUUGCUUGUGCCCUGCAUUUACUCUACUCAGACUCAUUUUUCCUCUCUAGCUUAAAAAUGAUUGGUGCCAGGUUUCUCUCAAUAAUGGAAUGAAGCCCUUGUCAUUUCAAUGGCUUUGUUUCAAAUAAAGUCAUCAUUGAA
This is a messenger RNA of Pygocentrus nattereri (red-bellied piranha), 4438 nucleotides long. RefSeq names its product immunoglobulin-like and fibronectin type III domain-containing protein 1. The coding region runs from base 131 to 4249 and encodes 1372 amino acids. NCBI's taxonomy places the organism in Eukaryota, Metazoa, Chordata, Actinopteri, Characiformes, Serrasalmidae. The transcript is spliced from 25 exons. The record is from RefSeq and is a predicted model, not a curated record. Gene Ontology annotation, molecular function: protein binding.